Messenger RNA from Austrofundulus limnaeus, 1133 nucleotides. RefSeq names its product elongator acetyltransferase complex subunit 5 (gene elp5). The transcript is spliced from 8 exons. Lineage: Eukaryota; Metazoa; Chordata; Actinopteri; Cyprinodontiformes; Rivulidae. The record is from RefSeq and is a predicted model, not a curated record. Gene Ontology annotation, biological process: tRNA wobble uridine modification. Gene Ontology annotation, molecular function: tRNA binding. Gene Ontology annotation, cellular component: elongator holoenzyme complex; cytosol; nucleus. The coding region runs from base 222 to 1112 and encodes 296 amino acids.
GGGCUGUCACGUCUUCUGAAUGUGGAAAAAUACAAACAUGCUACUUCACAAAGCUAGCUGAUUAUUGAUAACGCAAAUGCUACUUUUUAAUAUUUGAAACUGAUAUUUGAGCAACUUUCAAAGCUGUAUUGCGUUUAAACUAGCCAAAAUUAUUUUUACUUGUAGUUUUUGUUGUGUAAAUGGGUGGUAAUUUAGAGGCAUGCUAACUGGCUAACGCUAAAAUGUUGUCUGAACUACUGCAGGGCAUUGAGACUGGAGGCUUUCUUGUAAUAAAAGAUUCUUGCAAUUAUUCUGGGAGACAUCUUCUGAAGAGCUUCAUCAAUGCUGCCUUAAACAGGACAGAGGUUGUACACGUUCUUGGCUUUGAUGUGAGUGAAGAAGAGUUGAAGGAUGGACUGAAAACAUCAGACACUCAGAGGCUACACUUUCACAAUGCUUACACAGACCCCCUCGGGUGGACUGAGCACCCAGCAUUCAUGGUCCACCAGUUCAGUUCCGAGGGCCUUACAGAUCUGGUCAAACAAWCGCCGCACCCCAAACCUGCGACACUAAUCAUUGACUCUCUGUCCUGGAUCCUGAGGCAUGUGAGUCCACCUGCUGUCUGCAAAACACUUCAGCAGCUCAGAAAAGGGGGAGCUGUGAGAGCUGUUAUCGUUCUGCUCCAUGCAGAUAUGCAUCAAAGGGGCACCGUGGGAAGUGUCUGCCACUUGGCUACUUCACUCGUCACCGUCUCACCUGGAGUCAAAAGAGACGAAGCCGUGGCAAAUAUCACCAAACGCUCAAAAUCUGGGAAAGUCAUGCAAGAUGAGGAGAUAUUCAGCAUCAAUGAGGAUUUCACUGUCACCGUUCACAGCAAACGCAAUAUUCCUGAACAGAGUUUAAACGACGCAGAGGAAGAGCAGGUGGACCCAACCGCUGACCUGACCUUCAACCUGCGGUUGUCUGAUUCUGAGCUGGAGGCCAAGAAGAAACUCACGCUGCCGUUUGUUUUCAGCAAGGAGAAGAAAAAAUCUCUGCUGCACUCAGGACCGGGUUCGGGACGGAUUCUGUACGAGCCGGACGCCAACGAUGACUAUGACCAGGAGGAUCCUGAUGAUGAUCUUGAUGUUUAAUAUUAAACAUGCUAAAACACA